Messenger RNA from Mixia osmundae IAM 14324, 6045 nucleotides. RefSeq lists its product as uncharacterized. The transcript has 10 exons. The record is from RefSeq and is a predicted model, not a curated record. Gene Ontology annotation, cellular component: endoplasmic reticulum membrane; peroxisomal membrane. The coding region runs from base 1 to 6045 and encodes 2014 amino acids. NCBI's taxonomy places the organism in Eukaryota, Fungi, Basidiomycota, Mixiomycetes, Mixiales, Mixiaceae. Gene Ontology annotation, molecular function: antiporter activity; protein binding; hydroxymethylglutaryl-CoA reductase (NADPH) activity. Gene Ontology annotation, biological process: coenzyme A metabolic process; proton transmembrane transport; ergosterol biosynthetic process.
AUGGGCGUCAUUACUAUCGAGACCGAUGUCGAUAGCAUUUCAACGGCUCUGGCCGUACUGGGCUUCUACAUCGUCAUCAUUGGUCUGGGCUCCUACACGCUCAAAGAGAAGCUCUACCUGUCAGAUGCGCUCAUCGCCAUCAUCGUCGGUAUCAUCGUCGGACCCAUUGGCACAAACUGGAUAUCGCCUUGGAUCUGGUCAGACUAUGACGAAGAGCUGAGGAACAAGAUCACAUACGAGUUCAUGCGUAUCGUCAUUGGCAUCCAAGUCUUGUUCUGUGGCAUCAGCUUGCCCGGAAAGUACUUGCUCAAGGCAUGGAAGUCACUGGCGAUGAUCUUGCUGCCCGUCAUGACCGCGGCCUGGUUCGUGUCUUCACUCAUCAUCUGGGGACUCGUGCCCGGUCUCACCUUUCUCGAGGCGCUCUGCAUCGGCGCCUGUCUCGCCCCAACAGAUCCCGUCUUGAGUAACAGCGCUCUCAAGGGCAGAUUCGCUGAGAAGCACGUACCCACUCAUCUGCGCAAUUUCCUCGCCGCCGAGUCCGGCGCGAACGAUGGUCUCGGGUUUCCCUUUAUUUUUCUGGCGAUAGAUCUCAUGAAGCGGCGUGUCGAGGGGCAUACCAUCGCUGAAGGUCUCCAACAAUGGAUAGUCGCAACAUGGGUCUACCAGAUCGUCAUUUCCUGCCUGGCUGGCGUCAUCAUCGGCUGGGGCGCAAGUAAGACCUUGCAAGAAGCUCGCAAGCGGCAGUUCAUAGAUCACGAAUCGUUCCUGUCAUACGGCUUCGGUCUAGCUUUCUUCACGCUCGGCGUGCAGGGCCUCAUGGGGUCAGAUGAUAUCCUAUGCGCGUUCAUAGUCGGCAACGCUUUCACAUGGGAUGACGUUUAUCGACGAGAGACAGAGGACCACAGCUUUCAAGACUUGAUCGAGUCACUCGUCAAUUCGGCUGUCUUUAUCUACAUCGGCACAAUCCUGCCAUGGUCAGACUUUGGCAAUAUGGCCUUUCAGCUGACAGCAUGGCGACUUGUCGUCGUCGCCAUCCUCAUCUUACUCAUCAGACGACUGCCCUGGGUCUUAUUGACAUACCCUUGGAUUCCCGACAUUGUCGACGCCCGAGAGGCAGUCUUUGCGGGAUUCUUCGGUCCCAUGGGUGUUGGUGCCGUAUAUUAUGCCCAAGUCGCCUUGCGAGAGCUGCCAGAGGAACGCACACAUCUACGAGAAGUGAUUGUGCCGACGGUAUACAUGGUCGUUCUGUGUUCAGUCAUCGUACAUGGCACCACUCUGCCCAUCUCAAGCUUUGGUACGAAGGUCGUCACACGCACGCUCAGCACCUUUUCGACAAGCUCUGGCUCGGGCACUCGCGCAAACAGCGACGUCGAGAGCGGACCGCUGACGCCGACACUGAAAGAUGGUCAGGAGCAUACGCACGAGGUUCCCAAGAAUGGCUUCUUUGGCGACGGAGAUCAUGAUCAUCGGACAGCCUCACGACCCCACGGAGCCGCAAAAGCCGGCGCAGGCAGCGGCGGAGGAGCUAGUGGCGAGGACAGGCGGGUCGCUUUCGCCGGCGACGAGGCCGGAAGCUCAGGCAGCAGCGAGACUGCAACCGGUCACGACCAAGAAGCGAAAGAGCAUCCUCAUUCCAAGGACAUGAAGGAAGCCAUCGGUCGACGUAACGACGAAGACGAGGUGUAUCGCGAAGGCAAGUUUGUCGUCAUCGAGUGCAAGGACGGCACAGUACGUAAAGAGCUCGCGAGCGAUUAUGACCGAGAGAAUGCACAGUCGGGGGAGGACAGCAGCGGCCAGAGGAAGCACGUGCUUGUGCCGAGCAAGAUGAUCGCGAUGCCUUUGAGAAGGAUCAGCUUGGUAGCUUCCAAGCAUCCUAUCGAGCUCGUCGUCUUGGGCUUCAUCCUCGUCACGCUCAGCUACUUCCAGGUCGUCAGGAUAGUGAGGACGUCAGAGUUUCUCAGGCAGCCGGAUCAAGCUACGGGCGCUCAUACUGCCGUUGGGCAAGAUCCCAAAAGCUGGCACGAGCGACUGAUCACCUUUGAAAAGACAUCUGGACAGUCCUUCUGGGCACAGGUGUCUGCAUCUCCAGCGCUCAGUGAUGAUCAGAUCGUCGUGCAAGAGGUCGUCGUCGCUCUUGAUCGCGCAGGCCAGCCCACGCCGACGAGUCCAGAUCAAGAGACUUUCGAGGCUUACCUUGAUUCGCUAGCGAGCGUGUUGACGCACGACGUCGCCAUCAAUUCGAGUAGAGGUCGCACAGACAAAGCAUUAGACUACGCUGCACUGUGCUAUCGAGCCAAUCCGAGCGACCAGACUUGCUUGACGGACAGCAUCUCCUUUGCCACCGAUAGAAGCGAAAGAGAUUAUGCCUACAUACCACCUGCAAAGCAGUCCGCCAGCCUUUUCUUUGCGCUCAAGGGUGACGCGGAAGACGUGCGUCAGUGGGCUGCGGCUAUCGCUGAUACAUCGCGCCUUGAGCCUUUGUUGGCGUCACAUGCCUCUAGGCCUUCAACGGCAGACUCGCCAGCACGACCGACAGCCACAGCAGUGACGUCGAAGCCCUUUUCGCUGGCCAAUAGGCCCUUAGAUGUCAAGCCAGGCCUAGGCUUCACCUUCAGCUUCAGCCCCAGAGCACGGUCGCCUGAAGGUACAAUGACGAUGGAUGAAAUGCAGAGCUCGAAAUGGGUCAUAUACGCCUUGAGAGCAUUCUUCAUGCGCUUUCUACACUUAGCCAGAAAAGCAGACUCUGCUGAUAUUUUCGUCAUGCUCAUGGGCUAUGUCGUCAUGCACGGCACUUUCGUCAGUCUCUUUCUCAACAUGCGCAAGUUGGGCAGCAAAUUUUGGCUAGGCGCAUCAGUGCUACUUUCAUCCACCUUUGCUUUCUUCGUGGCUCUGUUGAUCGCUCACUUGUCGAGUCUCAAGGUCAAUCCAGUACUGCUGUCAGAGGCCUUGCCUUUCCUAGUCAUCACUGUCGGCUUCGAGAAGCCAUUUCUCCUCACAAAAGCCGUCUUCGAUAAUCCCGCCAUUGCACCACUGGGACAGCCAGAUCGUCCUGGAGGCGAGGAGAACUACUUCGUGCCAAGAUCACAUCGCAACCAAUUCAGAGAGACGAGCUCAGGCAUCGGCAGCCCAACCGGUGACCGCACUCGUAAGGUCGGCGUUCGCUGGGCCGCCCCCUGCUCUGCAAGCGAUAUCGUCGUUGCUGCAGUAGAAAAGACAGGCAGUGGCAUCGUUCGGGAUUACGUUAUCGAAUUCGCCGUACUCACUGUUGGCGCAAUGAGCGGACUAUCCGGACUCAAAGAAUUCUGUCAUCUCGCUGCUCUCAUCCUCGUCUUUGACUGCGCCUUCCUCUUCUCGUUCUAUGUCGCCAUUCUCACCGUCAUGGUUGAAGUACAUCGCAUCAAAAUCAUGCGCGGGCUAAAGCGUAACGAUUCCUCUGCCGACCUCGCGCGCAUUCUAGACGAUGGCAGCACAACUUUCUAUGACCCGCCAGCACCUAUCAGCAACCUCACAGCUAGUCAGAAGCUUGUCAAGCUUGUCACGGGUAGCGCGCCGGGUGACAAGGCCAUGCAAUCCAGCCCGACAGCUCGCCUGAAGCUGCUCUUGCUGAUAUCGUUCCUCGUGCUCCAUAUCAGUAACCUGCUGACUACGCUAAGACCCAGCACAGAGUCGUUCGCGACCAGUCUAACCAGCAAUGACUCGGCCAGCGCGCUCGCUACAUCGCCUAGCCUCACUCCCUUCUUGUCAGCGCUUGCAGGCUCGACAUCUGGCAAAGUCGUGGCAACGAUCGCACCUAAGGUCCAGCUGCGUGUUUUCUUGCCUGGCACUGCAGUCGCAACCUCCAGCUCCCUGGAAGUGCUCGGUCGCCUCAUGGGCACUUGGAGUCAUAUCGUUGGCGACCCUGUCAUGAGCAAGUGGAUCAUCAUCGCUCUGGCAGUCAGCGUGUUCCUCAAUGGCUAUCUGCUCAAAGGGUUCGCUGUCGGCCCAGGAGGAACAGGCGAGGGCUUUGCACCAGCUAGCGCCGGCGAGGCAGCCGCGCGCAUCCUCAUCGCGUCCACGCGCGCUCAUGCAAACGGUAAAGAAGCCGACGGGCGCAUGAAGAUGAAACGCAGAUGGUCUGGUGGCGUUGAAGGGCUCUCGAAGCUGCAAAACGAUUGGACGCUCGCUGACGCUGCAAGGCUCGCCAAAGAAAGGCGACUCAAGAUGGUGGCAGAGGAGGAAAGACGUGAUGCCGCUUUCCGCAGGUUGAGUCAUUCUUCACAAGACAGCAAUUCGCCCCCUGCAUCUCCCAUCUUCGUCAGACCAAAGGCUCGGCGACCAGAUCAAGGGGAGACUGGUAAUGGGGUCUCGUACAAAGAAUUAUCAACAGAAACGCUCCGACCUUUGUCGACGCAACCCACGAUCGCGGUCACGCGCAGUGAUGACGCAAGCUCUGCUGAUUCCGAAGCCAACUCGAACUCAUCGGUCUCUGAUCCCGAUUCGUCAGAGACCAAUUUCACGCCGGCAACGACCGUCGCUGGCGAGAGCUUGCCCGUCACGCCAAUCUCGGCGUCAAUCAAGCUCAACGCAAGGCCACGAUCAUUCGAGCAGUGCAUCGACAUAUAUGCGGCUGGCGAGGGAAUCGAUCUUCUGGUCGACGAGGAAGUCGUUCUGCUCGUGCAGAAGGGUCGCAUUGCAGCCUAUGCCCUCGAGAAGCUUCUCAAAGACAACGACAGGGCAGUGCGCAUCCGCCGCGCUCUCAUUUCUCGAGCGUCGACUACAAAGUCACUAGAGAAGAGUCUGCUGCCAUUCCGUCAUUACGACUACGACAGAGUCAUUGGCCAGUGCUGCGAGAACGUGGUCGGCUACAUGCCCGUCCCUGUCGGCAUUGCAGGUCCCCUCAGAAUUGACGGUCAUGCACUGCCGAUACCGAUGGCGACAACGGAAGGCGCGCUCGUCGCUUCGACGUCCAGAGGCUGCAAAGCUCUCAAUGCAGGCGGGGGAGUGACCACGGUCUUGACACAAGAUGCCAUGACACGUGGCCCAGCGCUCGAGUUUCCUUCGAUCACGUCUUGCGCCCGGGCAAAGAAAUGGAUCGAUUCGCAAGAAGGGUCAGACCUCAUGAAGGCGGCUUUCAACUCUACCUCUCGGUUUGCCCGACUUCAAAGUCUCAAGACUGCAAUGGCGGGACGUACGUUAUUCGUGCGAUUCGCAACGCAAACGGGCGAUGCGAUGGGCAUGAAUAUGAUCUCCAAAGGCACCGAGAAAGCACUUGAGAUGAUGAUGACCGAGCACUUUCCGGAGAUGAUUGUCGCAUCGCUCUCCGGCAACUAUUGCACCGAUAAGAAGCCAGCUGCUAUCAAUUGGAUCGAAGGCCGAGGAAAGAGCGUCGUCGCGGAGGGAGUUAUCCCGGGAAGCGUUGUCAAAUCUAUCUUGAAGACGACUGUGGCAGACAUCGUCAAGCUCAACAUCACUAAGAACCUCGUCGGGAGCGCAAUGGCAGGCUCGAUUGGAGGGAACAAUGCCCACAGCAGCAACAUCUUAACGGCAAUCUUUUUGGCAACCGGUCAGGAUCCUGCGCAGAACGUCGAAAGUGCAAACUGUAUGACGCUCAUGGAAGCGGUCAACGGUGGCCAGGAUCUGCUCAUCACAUGUACCAUGCCCAGUAUAGAGGUCGGCACAGUCGGAGGAGGAACGACGCUGCCGCCGCAGAGCGCAAUGCUAGAAAUGCUAGGCGUAAAAGGUCCGCAUGCGACUGCGCCAGGCGAUAAUGCGCGACGACUGGCUCGCAUCAUCUGCGCUGCCGUCAUGGCGGGCGAGCUGUCCUUGAUGAGCGCUCUUGCAGCCGGGCAUCUGGUGAAGUCACACAUGCAGCACAAUCGCGCGCCUGCAGCUGCCCCUACUACGACGGACAUCACCGGUCAUACCUAUCUGACGCCCCUGCCGACUAGGCCGAAUACGCCUGGGCCAUCGAGCCUCGCAUUGAACCGGUUGGGUAUGAUAGGGCCUCUGACGCAAGCCACACCCUCGCUCUCGCCCGCGACAUCCUCAACGCCUACGCAUCGCUAG